Mizuhopecten yessoensis (Yesso scallop) is the source of this 1193-nucleotide messenger RNA. RefSeq names its product protein BUD31 homolog. The transcript is spliced from 4 exons. The coding region runs from base 98 to 532 and encodes 144 amino acids. Lineage: Eukaryota; Metazoa; Mollusca; Bivalvia; Pectinida; Pectinidae. The record is from RefSeq and is a predicted model, not a curated record. Gene Ontology annotation, biological process: mRNA splicing, via spliceosome. Gene Ontology annotation, cellular component: spliceosomal complex; nucleus.
UAUCUAGUUAACUGUGUUGACCCGACGUAUAAAAUCCAGCAAGACGUAGAUAUUAACCGAGUUGAAGAGAUAUAGGCCUAUCUACCAAAAUAACAGUAUGCCAAAAGUAAGGAGAAGCAGGAAACCUCCUCCAGAGGGAUGGGAGCUUAUCGAACCAACAAUAGACGAAUUGGAUCAAAAGAUGCGGGAAGCUGAAACUGACCCACAUGAAGGCAAAAGAAAGGUAGAAGGACUGUGGCCUAUAUUCCGUAUCCACCACCAAAAGUCACGCUAUAUUUUUGACUUGUUCUACAGGAGGAAAGCCAUUAGCAGAGAACUCUAUGAGUACUGUCUGAAGGAAAAUAUUGCUGACAAAAAUCUCAUCGCUAAGUGGAAGAAGCAAGGCUAUGAGAAUCUGUGCUGUUUGCGGUGUAUUCAAACCAGGGACACCAACUUUAAUAGUAACUGUGUGUGCCGAGUACCAAAGGGAAAGCUUGAGGCAGGUAAAAUUGUAGAGUGUGUGAACUGUGGAUGUCGGGGCUGUUCAGGAUGAUAAAAGGACAAAGGGGUUGUCACCAACACAUAGGACAAAGGUCCCAAAGGAUUUAUAUUCACUGUGAACUAGCAGUCCUUGUUUCCAGGAUCAGAGUCAUUGUGAUUCACUUUACAUAGGGAACACUAAAAUGCCGUCUAAAGACAAUUUAAAAUAUAUGAAAAUGUUGCAAACAACAUGCAUACAGUUUCAUGUUUAAUCAUCUUUAAUUUGAUGUCAAACAUAAAAAGAUACGGUUUGCUGAUAAAAAAAAAUAUUGCUUAAAACAAGACGCAUAUAUGGACAAAUGUGCACUGCCUCCAAUAUUCAUGAAAAACUAUUUGUUACAGCUUAAAAAGAGGUUAAAGUUAAGAAGCUUCCUGAAGAAUUACCAAUUAUUCCAGAUUUUGCUAUAUGUAGUUGUUUAUGUCAAAGUGUUUUGAAGUAUAGUUGAAACUUACCCCAGGAGCAUACCAUUAAGAUGUCCUGGUGGUUUCAUUUUAUUAUUUUACCUAAUAAUUUACUAUAAAAAGAUAGUUCAAUUGUCGAUGAAAGUACAUUUUACUCCUUUUGUUCUGCAAUGUACUUGGUAUAAAUCAGAAACAAUACUUGUUUUAUUACCGAAGAUUUGAUCAUUCCUGUACUUAUUAAAAAAAUCUUAAGGUAUACAGUGAUAUGCUGU